UGAAACUACCUUUGCUAUGUCACAAUCGAAUGCAAUCGUCGACGGUCAUGUAACACUUUAAGCACCGUGUUUUCAGCUUUUUCAGAACUCGUGGUGAAAGCGAGAUCACGAGCAUCAUGAAAAUAAGACACUGAUGAAAGAUAUUGAGACUUGGUUCGUGGUUCCCAUAGCUGAUAACAUUUCUUGUUGUCUACAUCGGCAAGUAUGGCUUCAUCAUCUCCAGUAGCAGCUGAAGAAAGCGGCAGCACGUGUACCAAUAAGACAUCACACGUUGCUUCCAGUAGUGCAGAGAUGGACCAGUCCUGCAGCAGGCAAGAUAUUGGUCUACCAGCACAUGUACGAAAUGGUUUUGACCAAAGGGAACAAGAAGAGGAACCUGUGCAGAAAAUGGACACCGUUGACCAGCCCGGUGUUCCAGAUGUUUUGACCCCAACUGCAAGCUCAACGAUCCUAGCGCCAACUACAAGUGCCUCAAGUACAAUGGUUUCUGCUGAAAAAAUGCAGACACCCAAGACUGCCACUAAUGAUAGACUGUCAACUUCUGAUCACGAGACGCCAACUGCAAGCUCGUUAAUCCGAGUACCAACUACAAGCCCCUCAAGUAAAACCCCAUCCGGUGAGAAAGCACGGGCAGUCAAAACAGUCAGUGACAAACUAUCAACUUCUGAACACGCAAGGCCAACUGCAAGCUCGUGGACAAAACACCCCGCUGGUGAAAGCAGUCGCGUGAUUGCAUCUGGAAGCCGCGACAUGCCGUCGACAAGCAAGAAGGACAUCUUCAGCGUGGACACCAGCCUGAUCCCGUCGGUGCCCGGCCAGCUGCAAGCCACGGAGCUUCAGGGUCUGGAGGGGGUCAGCGUCUUCAACCAGGAGGAGUUUGAGAGAGGGGUCAUGGAGCAAGUGGACCAGGCCAUCACGGUCCGACAGAAGGCCGUGGACCGGGAGAGGGCUGAGAAGGAUCUGGACAGGGUGCUGACCGAUAUACGUUCAUGCAAGAAGGAACUGGGCCACCUGGAUAGGGCAAUUGCCCUUGCAAACGCUAAGUCCUUGACGUCUCCAGUAACGUUUGCUCAGAAGGAGGUACAGAGGAACAUCAUAUCCAUGCGCACAAAGAGAGACAACAAGGCAAAGCAGCUGAAGACACUGCGUGCUCGUCAGCGAUCACUGCUUGCCAAGCUGAGCGGUUCAGACGUUGCUCCGCAGGUCUCAGAAGAUGACGGAGAUGAUGAAGAAAGGAAUGUAGAAACAUACCAGCAUUUUCUGUGCAGCAGUCCAUCCUCUGACGGUAUUCCAUCCAUUGCGCCGGAGGAGACGGAGCAAGAACGUCUGAUCCGACUCGGCGAGAUGACCCCCUUCGGAUCAACGGUCCAAUCAAAGGCCUCGACAAGCAAGGCGACCACAUCAACGGCGAAACCCGCCCCAAGGCCUAUGACUGACUUUGAGAAGUUUAUGGUGCAGAAAACCGAGGAGGACAUGACAAGACGCAAGAAGGUCGUGGUGCGGAAAAAGACGCCCAUCAAAUCCAAACCGGAAUCCGUCGUGCCGACGAGCUCAGAGAAGAAAACUCAAGCAGGGCAAUCAAGUGGAAAGAUGUUUUCAUCCAAGACCAAAGCGUCCAGCAAAACUGAAGGGAAAAAAGUUAAGGAAAAAUCUAGGAAGCACAAACCGGAAGUCGCCAAGAAGAAAUCCGUGAAGGACUCCAGCCAGAGGAAGGAGGGAGCCGCAAGUGACUCGUCGGACGAUGGUACGUAUUUCGUCUACAAGCCCGUCCGAAGCGAGUCCUCAAGCUACCCGAAGGCUCACAAGAGACGGAGAAAGGCCAGGGACCUGCGUCCUCACUGGGGGAGCGACGAAGAAAUGAGCGACUACUGCGAGGACAGCGCGGGAAGUGACGAGGAUUACACGCCGGGGUUUGACGACUUCUCACAGCCAUCGGACGAAGAUGAUGAAUACAGCUCCCCACUCCAGAAGAAGGCCAAUAACCGCGGCCGUAAGCCCAAGGUAUCUACGGAGGAUUUUGAGGACGGCACUAUUGCCUGUCUGGAUGAUCUGAAGAGAGCAUACGGUGUCAAUGUCAAACGCUCCAGCAGCCACCGCAAGUCCAAGUGCAAGGAUGACGCCACUCAGGAUAUGUACUACCGCAGGCUGAAGGAGCAUCGCCGUUCUGAGUUGCUCAAGAAGCAGCGUCGUAUUGAGCAAGGGGUAGUGGACAGCGACUCUGAACCAGAAGACAUGCAGUUUGAUGGAGGGUUUACCGUCCCUGGAAAAAUGUGGUCUAAUCUCUACAAGUACCAGAAAGUCGGAGUGAAGUGGUUAUGGGAGUUACAUCAGCAGCAGGCUGGAGGCAUCGUGGGAGAUGAGAUGGGCCUGGGCAAGACUAUCCAGAUGAUUGUCUUCUUUGCCGGACUGAAGGCCAGUAAAGUACGCAACCCUGGGUCCAGGUACAUUGGUGUUGGUCCGGUCUUGAUCGUCUGUCCAGCCACCGUCAUGCAUCAGUGGGUCAAGGAGUACCACAAAUGGAUGCCAGAGAUGAGGGUAGCUGUCCUACACGACUCGGGGUCUCACACUGGAACAAAGAGGGCCUUGAUCCAUGAUAUAGCCCUGAGCCACGGGACUCUAGUGACUUCCUACUCAGGAGUGCGUAUACAGGAAGAACUGCUGCUGAAGCAUGACUGGCAUUACAUCGUACUGGACGAGGGACACAAGAUACGUAAUCCUGACGCUGCAGUCACGCAGUCAUGCAAACAGUUUCGUACCUGUCAUCGGAUCAUCCUGUCCGGUUCCCCCAUGCAGAACAAUCUCCGUGAGCUCUGGUCUCUCAUCGACUUUGUCUUCCCUGGCAAGCUGGGCACCCUGCCCGUUUUCAUGGAGCAGUUCUCUGUGCCCAUCACCAUCGGAGGCUACUCAAAUGCCACACAAGUGCAGGUGCAGACAGCAUACAAGUGUGCCACCGUGCUUCGGGACACCAUCAACCCGUACCUACUAAGACGAAUGAAGGCCGACGUCAAGCAGAGCCUUCAGCUACCUGACAAGAAUGAGCAGGUCUUAUUCUGCAGGCUGAGUGAGGAGCAAACCGAGCUGUACAAGGAGUAUCUGAACUCCAAGGAGUGCCAGCUCAUAUUGAACAGGGAGUACCAGGUCUUUGCAGGGCUUAUUACUCUACGCAAGAUAUGCAACCACCCCGACUUAGUCAGCGGCGGCCCCAAGAUCAUCAAGGGUGACCAGAGUGCCGAGGCCGUCCUGGCCGCCAACGAUCCCAAAAUGCAGUACGGCUACUGGGAGCGAUGUGGGAAGAUGAUCGUGGUCAACUCGCUACUGAAACUCUGGCACAAGCAGGGCCACAGGGUCUUGCUGUUCUCACAAAGCAAACAGAUGCUGGAUAUCAUGGAGGACUUUGUUAAGCACACAUACUCCUACAUGCGCAUGGAUGGCUCAACCUCCAUCUCAUCCCGACAACCUCUCAUCCAGCAGUACAACAGUGACCCAUCCAUCUUUGUGUUCCUGCUGACCACUCGUGUGGGGGGCCUAGGGGUCAAUCUGACCGGGGCCAAUCGAGUGGUCAUCUUUGACCCGGACUGGAACCCCAGCACAGACACCCAGGCCAGGGAGAGGGCGUGGCGCAUCGGCCAGAACCGCCAAGUGACCAUCUACCGACUGAUCACCAACGGGACCAUUGAAGAGAAGAUCUACCACAGGCAAAUCUUCAAGCAGUUCCUGACCAACCGUGUCCUGAAGGAUCCUCGCCAGCGACGCUUCUUCAAGUCCAACGACCUCUUUGAGCUCUUCACCUUAGGCUCGGACAGCAGCAAUCACGGCACGGAGACUAGCGCCAUCUUUGCUGGGGUCGGCUCGGACGUGAAGGUCAGGACAGCCGCCCGUCCCAGCCCGCCGAGGAAGAAGUCUGUCGAGAAGACUAGAGGCGAGAGAAGAGAGGAUGGGGAAUCUAGAAAGAGACCCUCAAAUAAGAAAACCGAAGAUGAUGCGGAGAAGAAGACUACACUUGAGGAUGCAGCUGGCUGCAGCCAGUCCCUGUCAAACGCAUCCCAGGACAGCCCGGGACCAAGCAGAAUAAACAGAGGCGCAGAAUCACCAGAAGUUGCCAAGGAAAGACCGUCGGAAUCGACGGAGCCGCCAAAACCCAAUGCCACAUCCUCACCAUCGAAAAAUGGCUCACUCCACAAAGUAGAGAAGAAAAGGAAGAAAAGGAAAGAUGCCAGACUUGAUGGUCACCGCAUAGCCCAUUUGGCCAAGCAUGCAGCGUAUCGCCCCAAGACAGACAAGGAGGAGAAACCAGCACAGACUGAUGCUCAGCAAGACGACUACGUGCUCACUAAACUCCUCAAGAAAUCAGGCGUGCACAGUGCCCUCCAGCACGACAGCAUCAUGCAGGCUGGACACCCAGACUAUCUUCUAGUGGAAGGCGAGGCGGACCGUGUGGCCAGGGAUGCAGUCCAGGCCCUGCGACAGUCCAGACGACACUGCCACCGAGCGUCAUCCGGCGUGCCGACGUGGACGGGAUCGCGGAACCAGGGAGGCAGCACGCCACCACCUAAAAAACCCAGAUUUGGACAGAAAUCCAACAAUAAGGUUGCUGGUCUUCUCGGUGGUAGCAAGAUACCAAAGGACAAAGACAAACAGCAGAAGCAAGCAUCUGCUACUCCUACCCCUAAGCCUCAGCACUUCUCGGGGACCGAGCUGAUCGAGACUGCUGCAUCUAAGACAAGCACCAAGACAGCCACCCUGCCGUCCUCCCAAUCCCUCCUCUCCCAGAUGAGGAAGCGCAACUCCCUCACCACCGCCUCAGACCCAGACUCCGUCGCCGGUUCCUCCACGGACCAACCCCAACGUGAGCUGCUGUCCGAUAUUAGGGAUUUUGUGGCCUUCCAGGCGGGCACCCCGGGCCAGGCCAGCACGGCCGAGAUCCUGGGGAAGUUCCAGGCCAAGCUGCCGCCCAACGACUCGGCCCUCUUCAAGUCCAUGCUGAAGGAGAUCUGCCAGUUCCAGCGGGUGGACGGCGGGGGAGUCUGGAGACUCAAGGAGGACUUCCGCUGAAAGAAGUAGAUCUUGUUGCCGUUAUGCCUCCUCCACUUUGGUGGAUGGUUGAGAAGAUAGAAAACUCAACAAGGACAAAUGCUGAAAGAAGUGAAUUGGAUCACUGUCACACCGCAUGCUACAGGGAGUGAAAUCCGGGAAAAAACAAGAAGUUCUACCAAAAAAGGAGAUCCCUUUGAUGAUAUGUCGUGUAAAAAUCUGCAAAGAGAGACCCAACUGAACACCUUUCUUAUCCAGUAGGAACUGAACUUCUCUCGGCAGGGAACAUUUAGAGAAGACAUUGCUUCUCAAAGAUGUAGUCCCAUAACUGUCUUUAGUUGAAAUUUUGAUCAAGUCUUAUGUUUGAUUGACACCGAAUUUAGUUUGAGUCUGCCUGAGAGAAUGGAGCUUCAUUUUUGAAAAUGUAGAAAAGAGAAGUUGUCUCCUUGGUAGAGGUUUUGUGUUUGGUAUUUAAAAAAUGAUGUCUUUUAAUCUUCCUGCUCUUAAGCAUUUCUUUGACAGGAAGAGAUGGAUUUAAGUGAGGUAGACAUUAGUCUGGUAGCCUUGCAUGCACUCUGAUCAUGGAGGUUGAUUGUGUGCAUUGAUCAAAGUGAGAAAUUAUGAGGCCAGGUCUAUCUUAGUAUCAGUUUUUCGUUUCAUGAUGUUUGUUUUCAUAUUGGUCAGUUUAUGGUUUUGUCAAAUUUGUUUAGAGCUGUCAAUUGUUUUGGUCAAAGUCAAAGUAUUUGAUGGUGUGUGAAAAUGUUUGAUGCUUAGUCAAAUGUUUGAUGGUUUGUCAAAUUGUUUGAUGGUUUGUCAAAUUGUUUGAUGGUUUGUCAAAUUAUUUGAUGGUUUGUCAAAUUUUUGAUGGUUUGUUAAAUGUUUUAUGGUUGGUCAAAUUGUUUGAUGGUUUGUCAAAUUGUUUGAUGGUUUGUCAAAUUUGGUGAUCUUGCCGAAAACCAUCUAACACUCUGGCAGCACCAUCAAACACUCUGGCAAUGCCAUCAGAUACUCUGACAACGCCAUCUAUUACUCUGGCAACAGCAUCUAAUACUCUGCCAACAGCAUCUAAUACUCUGGCAACAGCAUCUAAUACUCUGGCAACACCAUCAAACACUCUGGCAACGCCAUCAAACACUCUGGCAACGCCAUCAAAUACUCUGACAACGCCACCAAACACUCUGGCAACGCCAUCAAACACUCUGGCAACACCAUCAAAUACUCUGACAACGCCACCAAACACUCUGGCAACGCCAUCAAACACUCUGGCAACACCAUUAAAUACUCUGACAACGGCAUCAAAUACUCUGGCAACGCCAUCAAACACUCUGGCAACACCAUUAAAUACUCUGACAACGGCAUCAAAUACUCUGACAACACCAUCAAAUACUCUGACAACAGCAUCUAAUACUCUGGCAACGCCAUCAAAUACUCUGGCAACGCCAUUAAAUACUCAGACAACGGCAUCAAAUACUCUGACAACACCAUCAAAUACUCUGGCAACAGCAUCAAAUACUCUGACAACGCCACCAAACACUCUGAC
This is a messenger RNA of Patiria miniata (bat star), 6571 nucleotides long. It is a transcript of the gene ercc6, whose product is annotated as DNA excision repair protein ERCC-6-like. Gene Ontology annotation, biological process: transcription-coupled nucleotide-excision repair. The record is from RefSeq and is a predicted model, not a curated record. Lineage: Eukaryota; Metazoa; Echinodermata; Asteroidea; Valvatida; Asterinidae. The transcript has 21 exons. Gene Ontology annotation, molecular function: ATP-dependent chromatin remodeler activity; ATP binding. Gene Ontology annotation, cellular component: nucleus. Bases 205 to 5052 code for a protein of 1615 amino acids.